Messenger RNA from Mobula hypostoma (lesser devil ray), 1783 nucleotides. Its product is annotated as oocyte zinc finger protein XlCOF26-like. Gene Ontology annotation, cellular component: nucleus. The record is from RefSeq and is a predicted model, not a curated record. Bases 393 to 1277 code for a protein of 294 amino acids. The transcript is spliced from 2 exons. NCBI's taxonomy places the organism in Eukaryota, Metazoa, Chordata, Chondrichthyes, Myliobatiformes, Myliobatidae. Gene Ontology annotation, molecular function: DNA-binding transcription factor activity, RNA polymerase II-specific. Gene Ontology annotation, biological process: regulation of transcription by RNA polymerase II.
GAGGAGCGGCGGAGGAGAGGGGGCUCGGUAGUGGGCGGCGGAGGUUAACGGCCCCGCGAAUGACGAGCGCAUCCUGGACCCUGAGACCGGCCGGGACGCUAGAGGACGGAGAGGGAGGCCCGGAGGGAAGUGAACUCGUGUCUGUGCGGAGGGUGGGGGAGGGAGAAAGACCCGCAGCGGGUAAAGCGGUUUCCCGAGCGGGGGGAGUUCUGGGUAAGGAGCGCGGCCAUUCCGCUGGGGUCAAGCGCUCGGCCCUUAAUUCACGAAACUGCGUGCAGUGAGUGCCCCGGACUCUGAUCAGCACGGGAUAUUCAAGUUGAUGGAAGCAUCGGCAUCGGCAGAAGUUCCGGCCGUGCCCGAAAAGAAAAGAUUCUUUUUACAAGGUAUUAGUAAUGGAGGAUCCACAAAUGGGGAAAUCCAGCCAAAGACCGAAAGAGGGCCUGCCAGAAUCACUCGCUCCAUCGCAAUCCGAGUGCGCGGAGCCCUUGAGCACCGAAGCGGAAAGCACAAUCCACAGCGGGGAGAAAUGGUUCAUGUGCUCGGAGUGUGGGCAAGGCUUCAGCCGGGCGUCCGAGUUGCUGAAACAUCAGCGGAGACACACUGGGGAAAAGCUGUGGAAGUGUGGAGAUUGCGGAAAGGGCUUCAAUUACCUCACCCAGCUGGGGAUCCAUCGCCGCAGCCACGCCAGGGAGAGGCUGUUCACCUGCACCACCUGCGGAGAGGGUUUCCCUCUGCCGUCAGAGCUGCAGAAACACCAGCAGCUUCACAGCGGGGAGAAGCCCAUCAACUGCCCCGUGUGCGGGAAAGGAUUCACCCGCUCGUCCUCUCUGCUGACUCACGAGCGGGUCCACACCGGGGAGAGGCCGUUCACCUGCUCCGAGUGCGGCAAGGGCUUCAGCCGCUCGUCCUCCCUCCUGAUCCACCAGCGGAUUCACACCGGGGAAAAGCCGUUCGCCUGCUCCGAGUGCGGGAAGGAGUUCAGCCAGUCGACCAAUCUGCGGAAGCACCGGCGGGUCCACACGGGGGAGAGGCCGUUCGCCUGCUCCGAGUGCGGGAAGGAAUUUGGUCAGUCGACUAACCUGAGGAAGCACCUGAAAGUGCACACGGGGGAGAAGCCGUUUGUCUGCUCCGAGUGUGGGAAGCGGUUCACCCGCUCCUCGUCCUUGCUGACGCAUCAGCGGGUUCACACUGGAGAGAGGCCGUACGUCUGUCCCGAGUGCGGAAAGGGGUUCAGCCAUUCGUCUAACCUGCGGACACACCGGCGAAUUCACAAGUGACUUGUUGUUGCUCCUGAUAAUCACAUCCAGGUCUGGACCGUGUACAGUACCCAGGUUGGAUCCAUUCAUUGUGUAGCCGGGCGGGUGUUUAAUGCCGAAUAAAUCCCCUUCGUCCCGAACACUCAGUGUGUUAUCGAAUUACUAACGGGGCUUGUACUCCAUCCGGUUUAAUUAUUUAGAGGAUCAUUUGAUUGCAGUUCAGUCAAUUUCAGUGUGAAUUUGAAGAUUAAAUUGAAAAUGAUUUUGAACACUACUGAUGGAGAAAUUGAGGGAGGAUGGAACUUCUCUGCUGCUGGGGCAUCUGGCUGUCUGGAGCCAGACCCUUCAGGAGCACAGUGCUGAGAUGGUCCUGGGUGGGGACUGAUUUUGGGUGAAUUUUAAUGAAGAAAUGCACUCGGCUGCCACUUUGUUAUGUACAGAACUACAAACCCCAUUUCCAGAAAAGUUGGGAUAUUUUCCAAAAUGCAAUAAAAACAAAAAUCUGUGAUAUGUUAAUUCACGUGAAC